AGUCGACGUACACGGAAAUUUGAAAGAAAACUCCGUCACUUCUGAAAUGUACAACUGACCUCACAAGUCAAGUCAUGCGUGGUCCCUAAAACCACAAGUAUCUAACACAAAAACUCGCCAAUAAUGCUCAAUCAAUUGGAUCUCUCAAUUUGCUCAUUUUUCAUCAUCAUCUGAUUUCAACGAUGAACUCCAAUCCAUUAAUCCUUAUGAUCACUCUCUGCUUCUUCUUCUUGCUUCACCACCACAUCAUUACCCCUGUUUCCGGCGACUAUCUUCCUGUUGAAAACAUAGCCCUCGACUGUGGCUCCUUCACCAACAACAAUUUUGGCAGGCUCUGGAUUGGGGAAUGGAAUGUUAACAUAUCAUUUUCGGAACAACAACACGACAGUUCAAGAACAUCUAGUCCAACACGACCCCUCACUCAAAUCCCAAGUGUCCCGUACAGUACUGCACGAAUUUCUCGCUCAAAAUUCACAUACACAUUUCGUGUCAUUCCAGGGCCCAAAUUCGUUCGCCUUUACUUUUCUCCAACAAAUUACGACCCAGAUUUCAAUCGCUCAACGGGGUUUUUCUCUGUUCAAGCUGGUCGUUUUACUCUGCUCAAUAAUUUCAGUGCUGCCCUAAACGCAGACUCGCUUGGGUUACAAGGAUUUGCGAGAGAGUUCUGUUUGUUUGUGGAAGAUGAACGGAAUUUAAGCAUUACGUUCACUCCAAGUCCUGACAUUUCAGACUCGUAUGCUUUUAUUAAUGGGAUUGAAGUUGUGUCGAUGCCCGAUUAUCUUUAUUACAGUGCCGAAAACGGCACCGGAUUCAAGUUUUUGGGUCUGGAGAACCCUUAUCGGAUCAAAGACGACGAGGCACUGGAGUUGAUGUACCGUAUAAACGUCGGAGGGAAUGAUAUUUCUCCGUCAGAUGACACCGGGUUGUACCGAACCUGGUCUGGAGACGAUGAGUACUUAACGGAUGCUCGUCCAAGUGCUCUUCCUGUCAACGCCAGCAUCAAUCUUAGCUUUGAAAAGAUACCCUCUUAUGCUGCUCCGGAAGCAGUGUAUAAAACCGCGAGGACAAUGGGUUUGAACAAGACUACGAAUCAGAAUUACAGCAUAACUUGGGAGUUCAUUGUAGAUUCUGCUUUCAUAUACCUUGUUAGGCUUCAUUUCUGCGAGUUUCAGAUCGACGUAACACAUGUCGGUGACAGAGUGUUUGAAAUCUUCAUAGCGAAUCAAACUGCAGAGACACAAGCAGACGUGAUUGCUUGGACUAAUGACGGGUCGAGCACGAGAAAUGGGAUUCCGAUUUAUAGAGAUUAUGCUGUGAUGAUUGGAAAUAAAGGAAAUGAAAAGAAACAGAAUCUGUCGAUCGAGAUGCACCCGACUCCAGAAUGGCGAACUACGUACUCUGACUCUCUAUUGAAUGGUAUUGAAAUCUUCAAAAUCAGCAGCAACGCAAAUCUUGCCGGGACCAACCCGGACCCGGUUCUGAAGAUCCAACCUGAUGUGGUCCUCCCGAAUCCAAAACCCAAGAACAAACGAGUGACUGUAAUUGCCAUCGCUGCUGGUGUAAUCGCCGGAAUGGUUGUUUUCGCCGCUGUAGCGUUCUUGAUAUUCCGGCGCAGAAGACUAAAAGUCAAGGGGUCCGGUUUCAGCGAUGGCGAUUCAGGGUGGGCUCCACUCCCACUUUCUUCUACUAUGACCAAGUCAACGAAGACCUGCGACUCACCUCUACCGUCCGAUCUUUGUCGCCACUUCUCGCUCUCUGAAAUCAAAGCCGCGACAAACAAUUUCGACAACGUCUUCAUUAUUGGCGUUGGAGGCUUUGGUAACGUGUACAAGGGUUUCAUCAACGGUGGGGCCACCCCAGUUGCGAUCAAACGGCUGGAUCCGGGGUCUCAACAGGGGGCCCACGAGUUCAAGAACGAAAUCGAGAUGCUCUCCCAACUUCGUCAUCUCCAUUUAGUCUCUCUGAUUGGCUACUGUGUCGAAAAUCAGGAAAUGAUCUUGGUCUACGAUUACAUGCCGCGUGGAACCCUCCGUGACCAUCUCUACAACACGGACAAUCCUCCUCUUCCGUGGAAUCAACGGCUAGAGAUUUGCAUAGGUGCAGCACGUGGGUUGCAUUACCUCCAUACAGGCGCGAAGGACAAGAUCAUUCACCGUGACGUGAAGACUACGAAUAUCUUACUGGACGACAAAUGGGUCGCAAAAGUCUCCGAUUUUGGGCUUUCUAAAUUGGGCCCAACAGAUGCUUCCGACAGCCACGUCAGCACAGUAGUGAAGGGUACUUUCGGGUAUUUAGACCCCGAGUACAUUCGUCGUCAACAGUUGACGGAGAAAUCCGACGUGUACUCAUUCGGUGUCGUUUUACUCGAAGUGUUGUUUGCGAGACCAGCAGUACAGAAGGGGAAGGUUGAGAAGAAUCAAGUGAGCCUGGCAGUGUGGGCCCAGGAGUGCUUCCAAAAAAGGACCCUUGAUCAGAACAUUGACCCGUAUUUAAAGGCUGCGAUUGCUCCUGAUUGUCUGAGAAAGUUCAGUGAGGUGGCAGUGAGUUGCUUACUUCGUGAUGGGAUCGAACGGCCGUCGAUGAGCGACGUGGUGUGGGGGCUUGAGUUUGCACUGCAGUUGCAAGAGGGUGCGAAGGAGGCUAUCAAUCUUAGUGGGGCUCACAGUGUCCAUCGCCAGGGACCCACCAAAGAAUCGUCAAUGGAAGAAGAUGAAAUUAACAGCAAUGACAUAUUUAGCAGUGAUGGAAUACUGGGUUUUGAUUCCAAGACUAGCGGAGUAACGACAACAAGCAGCGACGACCGUCACAGUUCAUUGAGCGACAAUUCGGAGAGGAUGACUUCUGGUGCCGUUUUCUCUGAGCUCGUGCACCCAGAAGCCCGAUAAUUAGCUAGCUAGCCCAUCUAUGUUUCUAGUAAGCGAAAAAGGUUGGAACAUGUUCUGGUGUAAAUAUGAAGAAUGGUCAGAUUCAACUAUGUGCUUUUGAUCUUUCCUCUCCUUUGUCCUUUUGCCUCAACUAAAUGAUGAAUAAAGAGUCCUUACAAUUAUUCCUCUAA
Molecule: messenger RNA, 3055 nt
Organism: Tripterygium wilfordii
Lineage: Eukaryota; Viridiplantae; Streptophyta; Magnoliopsida; Celastrales; Celastraceae
Product: receptor-like protein kinase FERONIA
Exons: 1
Coding region: 183-2885 (900 amino acids)
Biological process (GO): protein phosphorylation
Molecular function (GO): ATP binding; protein kinase activity
Source: RefSeq, a predicted model, not a curated record